This is a messenger RNA of Ectocarpus sp. CCAP 1310/34, 1323 nucleotides long. NCBI's taxonomy places the organism in Eukaryota, Phaeophyceae, Ectocarpales, Ectocarpaceae. The record is from the annotation of a GenBank genome assembly.
UGGCUCGCACAUUAACGUCAUUCAUCUCCUGCACACUUUUUCCAACCAGCAACACCUCUCACACCCUAGUAGAAAUGGUCGCCACUCAGCUGUUCCUCGGCUCUGCCGCCACCCUCAUCGCCUCCUCGGCUGCCUUCGUCGCACCGGUGGCCGUGCGAACGGCCGCACCCGCUUCCUCUUCUUCGGCCCUCAAGAUGAGCGCUGGAUCGGACUACGUCGCAACCCUGCCCGGAGCUCCCUUCGGUGAUGGAAAGAUCUUCGACCCCCUCAACCUCUCGGACGGCGCUGACCCCGCCGAGAUCAAGAAGUGGCGCGAGGCCGAGAUCAAGCACGGGCGUGUGGCCAUGCUUGCUUCCCUCGGCGUUAUCGUCGCGGAGCAAUACCACCCUCUCUUCAUGGGCCCCGAUUACAUCGGCCCCGCUGUGGACCACUUCCAGGAGAUCACCGCGCAGUACCCCGAGUUCUGGGUGUUCUCCCUCCUGGGCAUGGCCUUCAUCGAGUACAACACCAUCACGACCGCCUUCGACACCCCCAGCGCUGUGACCGGCGAGGGCGGCCUGAAGGAGGACUACAGCCCGGGAGACCUCGGCUUCGACCCCCUUAACCUCAAGCCCGAUGACGAGGAGGCCCUGGACGUGAUGAAGACCAAGGAGCUCAACAACGGCCGCCUGGCCAUGAUCGGCAUCGCCGGCAUGCUGGUCCAGGAGCUGGUCAACCCGGCCAACAUCCUCGGCUAAAAGAUUUUAAUUCUACCGUUAAUAUAGAUUGUUUCGUCUCUGCCUGUGUUUCAAAAUGUGUAACUUUCCAUCUGUGUGCAGGCCUCCGGUGAUCGCGUGACAGUCAUUGGUGAUUGAACGUGUUUCCAACUUGGUUCAGUUAGAAAAUCUGCAGUAAGUUUUCUGUGGAGGAUGCAGGAUGAUGUUUGAAUUUGUGGCCUACUCUGGAAUUUUGUCGAGGCCGUGGCUGAUGUGUUGUGAUCUUUUGUUGCCCAUGUCGUGUGGUUUCCUCGGCAGUUUUACUAUUUGUUCGUGACGGUCGGCCUCGGUCGCGCAUCGCACAAGUAGUUGUCGUGAUCUUCUCCACGAAUUGUUUCGAAUCGAAGGGAAAGUCGUGGACAACGACUCUGUGUCGUUGUUGGCAGGUGAUGAUAAAUUUUUGUGUUGGAUUUUAUACUCGAAAUUCAUUCAAAUUUUGUGGCGCGUUCCCUGUGGGGCGUGCCGGGCGAGUCGGAAAGCGCAACCUCUAGCCACACCCGCCUAGAGAAGACUUGGGCGAGCGCGUCUAAGCCUUCUAGCCCAAGUCAUUCGUGGUACGAUCACCCAG